This is a messenger RNA of Osmia lignaria (orchard mason bee), 1614 nucleotides long. Its product is annotated as very long chain fatty acid elongase 7. Gene Ontology annotation, molecular function: fatty acid elongase activity. NCBI's taxonomy places the organism in Eukaryota, Metazoa, Arthropoda, Insecta, Hymenoptera, Megachilidae. Gene Ontology annotation, biological process: sphingolipid biosynthetic process; very long-chain fatty acid biosynthetic process; fatty acid elongation, polyunsaturated fatty acid. The record is from RefSeq and is a predicted model, not a curated record. Gene Ontology annotation, cellular component: endoplasmic reticulum membrane.
ACGGAUUCUAUUAGUCUCCCUUGUUACUCCUUUAAGGUUGGAUCGGGCACAAGCCUGCGGAGCUGGUCGAUCGAUCGAAAUUGAUCGCACCUGAAGAGCAGGACAAAACUAAACGGUGCAACAAUUUCUUCAUCUUCUUUUCUUUUUCAUUUUUUAUUUAUUUCUUCGCGUUCAUCUUUGAGUACAUUGUUCGUAAGAAGCAAAGCUCGAUCGAAUAAAAAACGAAUGUUGUAUACUGAAAAGUUUUUCGAAAACGGAAACGUAAAAUUAUAACCGAGGUAGACUGACUGGUGUUUUCACUCGAAGAAGAGAAGAGAUUUAUGACGAUUCGUAGGCACUUUAAAGUGAAUUUAGUGAAUCUAUCAAUCGAGGAAAUAUGGCUACAUUGAUACGACGUAUCUAUCACGGCUACCGCUACAUCAACGAGGAGUUAGCAGAUCCUAGAACACAGGAUUACUUUCUCAUCGGAUCACCAUGGGCCUGCAUAGGUAUAGUAGGAUUUUACCUAUACUUCGUGCACGAUUUGGGCCCUAAUUUGAUGGCGAAGAGGAAACCCUUCAAUUUAGACAGAAUCGUGCAAAUAUACAAUGCAAUACAGAUAGUAUUAUGUACAUACGUAUUCUAUAAGGCGUUGGAAUUGGCCUGGUUGUUCCACUAUAAAUUCGCCUGUGAACCGGUUGAUUAUUCUUACAGUCCAAGGGCGCUUGAGAUAAGCAGGACUGUAUGGUUGUACUUUAUGGUGAAGCUGUUUGACCUGUUGGAUACCGUUUUCUUCGUUCUUCGAAAGAAACAGAAUCAAGUGUCGUUUCUUCACGUCUAUCAUCACGCGGGGAUGGCUUUAGGUACCUGGGCAGCAACUAAAUUUUUGGCUGGAGGUCACAUUACCUUCUUGGGUACGAUCAAUAGCUUUGUUCACAUAGUGAUGUACACGCACUACUUGGUGACCUCGUUACGAUUGAGCAAACCCUGGUGGAAGAAAUAUAUAACACAAAUACAACUCACCCAAUUCUGCCUGAUCCUGCUGCAUUUUGUGUUGCUAGCCUGGUCCGAGGAUUGCGGUUUCCCAAAAUGGACGGCUGCGGUGAUGAUCCCCCAGAACGUCUUCAUGAUCGUCUUGUUCGCAGAUUUCUACUACAAGGCGUACAUAAGAAAGCCAAAAGUCGCUACGAACGGUGUCACGUCAGAAAUAUCAAACGGAAAAUUGAAGAACCAGUAAAAAUGUUAAAUUUGCGUUACACGUCUUCGAUCCUGGCUCAUUCCGACUUCAUUCAGUUUCAGAAACGGCUCAACCUCAUCGAUAGAAUGGCUCUACGUCUGGCCACUUAGAGACGCAGUUGCUUUCUCAACAUAAUUUCACGAUGUUAUCUGUCCCCGAUCAUAACGAUAUGUCAACUAAUAAUCUUACCACUUACUUUCUAUUUAUAUUCAUUCAUUAUUGUAGAUCGCAAUGCAAAUAGACGUAGCUACACACGCUAAUACCUUCUCUGUUUCGAAGAUAAUGUUUGUACUGAAAACAAGUUCCUUUUCGUCCAGAAGCGAAUUCAAUAAAUGUUUUGAUGAUAAUCAUUGGUCACUUGUACAUUUGGGAUCAAUAAAUUUUAUUUUAACACCUAA